GUCACCCUCGCGCGGACGGGAGCGCGCAGACGGGGAGCGCGUGAGCCGGCGCCGCGCUCCGGGUGGUGGGGGAGGAGCCGCCGGAGGAGGAGGAGGAGGAGCCGCGGAGCAGCCGCCAGAGGACCACUGUUCGCCCGGGCUGCGGAGGACAGACGCCGGCCGCCCGCCUGUCGCCCCGAGCCCUCAACCGCCAGCAUGAUCGCCGCGCAGCUCCUAGCUUAUUACUUCACCGAACUGAAGGAUGACCAAGUCAAAAAGAUUGACAAGUAUCUCUAUGCCAUGCGGCUCUCUGAUGAAACUCUGUUAGAUAUCAUGAAUCGUUUCAAAAAGGAGAUGAAGAAUGGCCUUUCCCGGGAUUUUAAUCCGACAGCCACAGUCAAGAUGUUGCCAACGUUUGUAAGGUCUAUUCCCGAUGGCUCAGAAAAGGGAGAUUUCAUCGCCCUGGAUCUUGGCGGAUCUUUCUUUCGAAUUCUGCGGGUGCAGGUGAAUCACGAGCAGAACCAGGCUGUUCAUAUGGAGUCUGAGGUUUACGACACCCCGGAGAACAUCAUGCAUGGCAGUGGAAGCCAGCUUUUUGAUCACGUCGCUGAGUGCCUGGGAGACUUCAUGGAGAAAAAAAAAAUCAAGGACAAGAAAUUACCUGUGGGAUUCACGUUUUCUUUCCCUUGUCGGCAAUCCAGAAUAGACGAGGCCAUCCUGAUCACCUGGACAAAGAGAUUUAAAGCGAGCGGCGUGGAGGGAACUGAUGUGGUGAAGCUGCUUGACAAAGCCAUCAAAAAGCGUGGGGACUACGAUGCCAACAUUGUGGCUGUGGUGAACGACACGGUGGGGACCAUGAUGACCUGUGGCUACGACGACCAGCAGUGUGAAGUCGGCCUCAUCAUUGGUACCGGCACCAACGCCUGCUACAUGGAGGAGCUGAGACACAUCGACCUGGUGGAGGGCGACGAGGGAAGGAUGUGCGUCAACACCGAGUGGGGGGCCUUUGGGGACGACGGGGCCCUGGAGGACAUCCGCACCGAGUUCGACCGGGAGAUAGACCGGGGGUCGCUCAACCCCGGGAAGCAGCUGUUUGAGAAGAUGGUCAGUGGCAUGUACCUGGGCGAGCUGGUCCGACUGAUCCUGGUUAAGAUGGCCAAGGAGGGCCUCUUAUUUGAAGGGCGGAUCACCCCAGAGCUGCUCACCAGAGGGAAGUUUAACACCAGUGACGUGUCGGCCAUCGAAAAGAAUAAGGAAGGCCUCCACAAUGCCAAAGAGAUCCUGACCCGCCUGGGAGUGGAGCCGUCUGAUGACGACUGUGUUGCGGUUCAGCACGUGUGCACCAUCGUCUCAUUUCGCUCUGCCAACCUGGUGGCGGCGACCCUGGGUGCCAUCUUGAGCCGCCUGCGAGAUAACAAGGGCACGCCCAGGCUGCGGACCACGGUUGGUGUCGACGGGUCCCUUUACAAGACGCACCCACAGUAUUCUCGGCGUUUCCACAAGACUCUGCGGCGCUUGGUACCCGACUGCGAUGUGCGUUUCCUCCUCUCCGAGAGCGGCAGUGGCAAGGGGGCCGCCAUGGUGACUGCCGUGGCCUACCGCCUGGCUGAGCAGCACCGGCAGAUAGAGGAGACCCUGGCCCACUUCAGUCUCACCAAGGAAAUGCUGCUGGAGGUCAAAAAGCGGAUGCGGGCUGAGAUGGAAUUGGGGCUGGGCAAGCAGACGCAUGACAAGGCUGUGGUCAAGAUGUUGCCCUCCUUCGUCCGGAGCACUCCUGAUGGGACUGAGAACGGUGACUUCUUGGCCCUGGAUCUUGGAGGAACGAAUUUCCGCGUCCUGCUGGUGAAAAUCCGUAGUGGGAAAAAGAGAUCGGUGGAAAUGCACAAUAAGAUCUACGCCAUUCCCAUUGAAAUCAUGCAGGGCACUGGGGAGGAGCUGUUUGACCACAUCGUUUCCUGCAUCUCUGACUUCCUGGACUACAUGGGCAUCAAGGGCCCUAAAAUGCCUCUGGGCUUCACAUUUUCGUUUCCCUGCAAGCAGACGAGCUUAGAUGCGGGUAUCUUAAUCACCUGGACCAAAGGUUUUAAGGCAACCGACUGCGUGGGGCAUGAUGUAGCAACCUUACUGAGGGAGGCGAUAAAAAGGAGAGAGGAAUUUGACCUGGACGUGGUGGCUGUGGUCAACGACACGGUGGGCACCAUGAUGACCUGUGCUUAUGAGGAGCCCACCUGCGAGGUUGGACUCAUCGUAGGGACUGGGAGCAAUGCCUGCUACAUGGAGGAAAUGAAAAACGUCGAGACGCUAGAAGGAAACCAGGGACAAAUGUGUAUCAACAUGGAGUGGGGUGCCUUUGGGGACAACGGGUGUCUGGAUGAUAUCAGAACAAUCUAUGACAAACUGGUGGAUGAGUUUUCUCUAAACUCUGGGAAGCAAAGGUAUGAGAAGAUGAUCAGCGGUAUGUACCUGGGUGAGAUUGUCCGCAACAUCUUGAUCGACUUCGCCAAGAGGGGCUUCCUCUUCCGGGGGCAGAUCUCUGAGCCGCUGAAGACCCGGGGCCUCUUUCAGACCAAGUAUCUCUCUCAGAUCGAGAGGACAGGAAAGGUGCAUCGCGGAUAUUUGAACUGAAGGAGCAUCGAGUCCAAAAGAGCCAAGCGCCACUGGUCUGACCUCACCCUCUUCUCUGAAAGGCAGCUGCGGAUGUAGGGCUCACCACCCACAGUGUCCCAGCGAGCUGCUUCUGUCUUCCUCCUGUUUUUCUCACAUGGAGUGGACAUUUCAUCUCUACCAUCGCCAUCUUGCACAGUGAACUGUGGGAGAGUAGGAAAGUGCUCAGCAAAAGCGCUUGUGCAGAAGCCUCCUACAUUUUAGGGUGGUCAUGAUAGCGGCACUGGGCCAGGGCCUGCUCCUCACUGUCCCCCGAGCCUGGGUCUGUAACCUGCAAGUGAAACUCAUUGCCCACCAGAACCCAUGCAGUAAAGUGCUCGCUGCUGUAGACAGCAGCCCCGAGGCCCUGACCUUGGAGGUCUUGAGCACCCAGAGUGGUGGCAUUUCACAGUCUCAGGGGAGGGAGGGGCCAUGAUACCAAGAUUCCUACUUCCUUCUCUCUUCAUUCUCAGUUCACCCAUGAGCCAAGUGUGGAAAAUAGCAGCCAGAAAAGAAGGAGAAGAAAAUAUCAGUGACUAUUUCUUGUUAAUACUUUUUUAUCAUGGUGAAGUGAAAGUUGCUCGGUCGAGUCUGACUCUUUGUGACCCCAUGGACUUCUUUACGACUUCCAUCCAUCCAUGGCAUUCUCCAGGCCAGAAUACUGGAGUGGGUAGCUGUUCCCUUCUCCAGGGGAUCUUCCCAACCCAGGGAUCAAACCCAGGUCUCCUGCAUUGCAGGCAGAUUCUUUACCAGCUGAGCCACAAGGGAAGCCCUUUUUAUUGUGGUAGAUACACAGUGUUAACUUUAUCAUUGUGACCAUUUUGGAAGUAGACAGUUCAGCAGCAUUAAAUACAUUCCCUUUGUUGUUCGACCAUCUGCACCAUCCCUCUCCAGAACUUUUUCAUCUUCCCAAACUGAAAUUCCGUACCCAUUAAAUACUAACUCUCCAUAUCCCCCUUCCCCCAGCCCCUGGCAACCACUGUUCUGCCUUCUGUGUCUAUGACUUUGACUUCUCUAGUGACUUCAUGUAAGUGGAAUCAUACAGCCUCUGUCCUUUCACAUCUGGCUUACUGCACUUAGCAUAGUAUCAUUAAGUUUUGUCCAUGUUGUAGCAUGUGUCAGAAUUUCCUUUUUUAAGGCUGAAUAUGAGUAAUUCCUUGUAUGGUGUACACCACAUUUUGCUUAUCCAUUCAUCCAUCCAUGGACACUUGGGUUGCUUCCACUUUUUGGCUGUUGUGCAUAAUGCUGCUAUGAACAUGAGUGUGCAAAUACAUGAUCACAUCCUGGCUUUUGAUUCUUUUGGGUAUGGAAGUGGAAUUGAUGGAUCACAUAAUUAUUUUAUUUACUUGGAGGAACUGCUAUACUCUUCCACAGAGGCUGUACCAUUUUACAUCCCACCAAUAGUAUAUACAAGGGCUCAAACUUUAUAUCCUCGCCAACACUAUUUAUUUUCUGUUUUUAUUUUUCUUUUAAUAAGAGCCAUCCUGAUGGGUGUGAAGUGCUGGGGAAGGUCUUUUCAAGUGUCAUAUCAUAGGGAGAAAUAAUAAAGAGAAAAUUGCAAAUUUUA
Molecule: messenger RNA, 4189 nt
Organism: Bubalus bubalis (water buffalo)
Lineage: Eukaryota; Metazoa; Chordata; Mammalia; Artiodactyla; Bovidae
Gene: HK1
Product: hexokinase 1
Exons: 17
Coding region: 196-2604 (802 amino acids)
Biological process (GO): glycolytic process; intracellular glucose homeostasis; glucose 6-phosphate metabolic process
Cellular component (GO): mitochondrion; cytosol
Molecular function (GO): mannokinase activity; glucokinase activity; D-glucose binding
Source: RefSeq, a predicted model, not a curated record